This is a messenger RNA of Myotis lucifugus (little brown bat), 514 nucleotides long. It is a transcript of the gene FGF2, whose product is annotated as fibroblast growth factor 2. Gene Ontology annotation, molecular function: growth factor activity; fibroblast growth factor receptor binding. Gene Ontology annotation, biological process: fibroblast growth factor receptor signaling pathway; positive regulation of cell population proliferation; cell differentiation. Lineage: Eukaryota; Metazoa; Chordata; Mammalia; Chiroptera; Vespertilionidae. The coding region runs from base 1 to 360 and encodes 119 amino acids. The transcript has 4 exons. Gene Ontology annotation, cellular component: cytoplasm. The record is from RefSeq and is a predicted model, not a curated record.
AUGGCAUCACAUCACAGCCAGGGUGUCGACAGCGACACAGGCGAGGUUGUAUUGGAGGAAACUGAUUUCUUCAAACUCCAACUUCAAGCAGAAGAGAGAGGGGUCGUGUCUAUCAAAGGAGUGUGUGCCAACCGCUAUCUCGCUAUGAAGGAGGACGGCCGGUUACAGGCUUCUAAAUGUGUUACGGAUGAGUGUUUCUUUUUUGAACGGUUGGAAUCCAAUAACUACAACACUUACCGGUCAAGAAAGUACUCCAGUUGGUAUGUGGCAUUGAAGCGGAAUGGGCAGUAUAAACUUGGACCCAAAACAGGACCUGGCCAGAAAGCCAUACUUUUUCUUCCCAUGUCUGCUAAGAGCUGAUCUUAAGGGCACCAUCUGAUCUCGUUUCACAUGAAGGAAGGGGUAUAUUUUAGAAAUUUGUUAACGAGAGGAAAAGAAAAUGUGUGCAGCUGUCUGCUCAGUUUGGAUAACUGGUCAGAUAACCUUUGAUCUAAUAGUAAAGUAUUUAACCAUU